Messenger RNA from Vigna unguiculata (cowpea), 1542 nucleotides. RefSeq names its product Pectinacetylesterase family protein. Lineage: Eukaryota; Viridiplantae; Streptophyta; Magnoliopsida; Fabales; Fabaceae. The record is from RefSeq and is a predicted model, not a curated record. Gene Ontology annotation, biological process: cell wall organization. Gene Ontology annotation, cellular component: plant-type cell wall. Gene Ontology annotation, molecular function: pectin acetylesterase activity.
UAUCCUUGGUGACUUACCAGCUAAACGAGAUACAUGUCUGAUUCCGUUUUAUCGGCGAUAAAUUAAAAGCCCUAUAUAACAACUUCAGCAGUAGUGUAGUGAGUAAACCAAUACCCAAAACCCACACUCUGUGUUCUGUAUAAACAAACCAAUAAUUAUCACAACACAAGUGAUUAACUCAGUGAGUAGAUUCAGAAAUGAGAAUGAGGGUGCUCCUUCUGAUAGUAUUUACCUUUGUUUCUGUGGUUAUCAAUGUUAGAUCUGAGUAUGAGUUUUUGGACCAAAACGAUGCCGUUUCAAUGGCUGCAAGGCCUCUCAUGGUCCCUCUCACUCUUAUUCCGGGAGCUGAUUCCAAAGGAGCUGUUUGUUUAGAUGGAACGUUGCCUGGUUACCACUUUCAUCCUGGAUUUGGAUCUGGGGCAAAUAGUUGGCUCAUUCAAUUGGAGGGUGGAGGAUGGUGUAAUACCAUCAGAAGUUGUGUCUUCAGAAAAACUACUCGUCGUGGUUCCUCAAAAUUCAUGGAAAAGCAACUAGCAUUCACAGGGAUAUUGAGCAACAAAGCUGAAGAAAACCCUGAUUUCUUUAACUGGAACAGAGUUAAAGUACGGUACUGUGAUGGGGCAUCUUUCAGUGGAGAUAGUCAAGACGAGGCUGCACAGCUUCAAUUCCGAGGACAAAAAAUCUGGGAAGCUGCAAUGGAGGAAUUGUUGUCAAAGGGGAUGAAGAAGGCCAACCAGGCUCUUUUGUCUGGAUGCUCUGCUGGUGGUCUAGCAUCUAUAAUACACUGUGAUGAGUUCCGGACCUUAUUUCCUCCAUCUACCAAAGUGAAAUGUUUGAGUGAUGCAGGGUUUUUCCUGGAUGCGGUUGAUGUUGCUGGGGUUCGCACAAUGAGGAAUCUCUUUGGAGGUGUAGUUAAGUUACAGGAAGUGCAAAAAAAUCUUCCAAAAAGUUGUCUCAGUGAAUUGGACCCAACUUCGUGCUUUUUUCCUCAAAAUUUGAUCAACCAUGUUCAGACUCCAUUGUUUCUUCUCAAUGCAGCUUAUGAUUCAUGGCAGGUCCAAGAAAGUUUGGUCUCUCGUUCAGCAGAUCCCCAUGGCUCUUGGAAUGAUUGUAAACAUGAUCGUGCACUCUGUAACUCAUCUCAAAUUCACAUUUUCCAAGACUUCAGAAAUCAAAUGCUAAACUACAUCAAAGGCUUCUCAGGGGAACCUCGUACUGGGUUAUUCAUCAAUUCUUGUUUUGCUCAUUGCCACUCUGAAUUACAAGAUACUUGGUUUGCUGAUGACUCUCCAGCUAUCGGCAAGACGCCAGUUGCAAUUUCUGUUGGACAAUGGUAUUUUGAUCGGAAAACUGUCAAAGCUAUAGACUGUCCUUACCCCUGUGACAAAACCUGCCAUAAUUCGGUUUUCAAGUGAGUGUAAGUUUAUUGAUUUUUCAUGUGGCAAUUUUAUAUUUUAUCAAUGUAAUCAUUGUAAUUGCCAUGUGUAUGUAACAUUGAUCAAUUGUAAUGAAAAUAAAUAUAGUUCUUCAUUGAGGUUGCAA